Molecule: messenger RNA, 1947 nt
Organism: Aspergillus terreus NIH2624
Lineage: Eukaryota; Fungi; Ascomycota; Eurotiomycetes; Eurotiales; Aspergillaceae
Exons: 3
Coding region: 1-1947 (648 amino acids)
Source: RefSeq, a predicted model, not a curated record
AUGGGCCGCAGAAAGACCAGAUCGAGGCAAAAGAAGCAGCCGGUGUGGGAAUUGGACGAUGAACACCGUAUGCUUGGUUGCCUGGACUGCCAUAUCGAGAGCGGCACGACCGAUCGUGCUGAAUUGGAAGAAACGAUCCGUCAAUAUCUGGAGGAUGUUAAGAAGAAGAAAUUCAGCCUCGCACAAAUCGAUGCCAGACUCCAGCAGCUGCAAGACAUUGCAUCGUCGCGCCAGAAACGGCGACAGAGCAUCUUCGCCAAGGGCAGCCAGGUGCUCAAAAACAUCUCCCCAUGGGACACCAAGACAAUCAGGGAAUACAAAGAAGGCGUGAGAGAUCAUGUCAUCGCCACGAUCAUCCACUCGGAGGGUCGGAAUCUUCGUGACACGCCUCAGCGCAUGCAGAGGGAGCAUUCCAAAGCAUCGACUCCUGCCAUGCCAACACCCAACAAGCGCAAAUACGGCUCUACUGCCCAGCAACCAACCGAGAGGGGCGAGAGACAUAGAAAGAGGUUAGGAAGAUCUCGUGCGGCAGGAUUACAGCCCGGAGCGCUCAAAGAGGAGCCAAGCUCGACUCGCAAGAUUUCCCUCAUCCCCAGUCAUGACCAAACGGUACCUGAUAGCGAUGAUGGUACCAGCAGCGAUGAUCAACGCCUGCUUUCCGGUGUUACUGUUGAGGUUGUGCAGGUGCCGAGUUGUCAAAGUGUAGCGGACGCAGGGGGGCUUGCAAAGACGACAAUGGAGGAAGCGCCGGAGUUACUACAAAAGGAUCACGAAGCUCUCCAACCGCGGCUUCAGGCCAAGUUGCACGAGGUCAGCAUCAUGCAUGUUCGCACCGCCCAAGAGCUUCAAGCUGUUCGAGCCCAGUACGAAGAGGCGGCUGAAACUGUGAUUUCCUUAAAAAGGGCGCUAUCAGAGGCGGACCAACGCAGAGGAAACGAAGUUACGAAGGCACUUGCGUACCAAGAGAAACAGAUUGCGUCGCUGGAGAACAUAGUUAAGAAGAUGCGGAAUAGCGCGUUCUUUGCCGGUUUAACAAUUCACACGCCUUUCGGCCCCAGUGAGGCCGACAUUCGAAACAGUAUGACAAAAAUUCGCAUCGGGAGCAGAAAGCUCAUCACACCGUUACAAGAUCGCACCCUUCUGCUUCUCACACUCAACAAGAUUGACGAGUAUCUUCUGUCUCUCUUACAUCGGAGUUCGGGCUUGUGGCUGGAUCAUGGCGUUCGUCUUAAAUCCUUUCUGACGGACCUGAACCAGCUGGGGAUGGAGGUUGCCCUCUGCGCACUCACAACGGCAGCAUUGUGUGAAUGGGUUUUUGCCGAUAAUUUUGAAUCAGAUGCUACGGGGCCGUCCUUGCUGCUGGAUAUGUAUCAACACCAUAUCUCUAUGGCAGAUGGGAGACUUGCCCUACGAAACCUCGACCUGGCGGCUCGUUCUUCGUUCUUCCAGAGCGAGGACUACCGCCAGAUACAAAUCCCUUGCCGUGCAGAAGCAUUGGCUCGCAGGUUCGUUGACGCAGUUGCGCCCUUGUUCACAGCUUCAGACACGCCGCCGUUGGGAACCCCUAGUCUCGAUAGCGAAAACGGGCAGGAACUUCAUGAUGAGUUGGUAGACAUAUUCAUAGCUGCACUGGGUUUGAAAGCCACCCUCGUGGCCAGUUCUGACCGAUUUAUUAUCUUACUGCCCCGUCCAGGGUCAAAGUUUGACCCUGCUUGGAUGCAGGCAGAGAGCAAGGAAGGGCUUCAAAUGCCCAAAGUCACUCAGGAGCGUUCGCACGCCCGAGUUUGCACUCUUCCUGGUAUAUUGGCUUACAAUGAGAGCGACGCUGAACCACGGGAUUACCGCCUUCAGCUAAGCGACUCGCCGGAAAAUAGAUCCAAUAUGCACAUUCUACACAAAGCUGUUGUUCUGAGCCUUCCAGAUUUGGCUACUUCGGAAGACUUAUAA